This is a messenger RNA of Drosophila serrata, 1084 nucleotides long. It is a transcript of the gene Trmt61, whose product is annotated as tRNA methyltransferase 61. Gene Ontology annotation, cellular component: tRNA (m1A) methyltransferase complex; nucleus. The record is from RefSeq and is a predicted model, not a curated record. Gene Ontology annotation, molecular function: tRNA (adenine(58)-N1)-methyltransferase activity. Gene Ontology annotation, biological process: tRNA methylation. NCBI's taxonomy places the organism in Eukaryota, Metazoa, Arthropoda, Insecta, Diptera, Drosophilidae.
CCAUCUCUAUCUCAAAAUACCAUCUUUAUUCCAAAACACGCGCUUAUUUUGUAAAUAAACGACACUUUCCGUGUUUUUCGUUAAAAUAAUGAGUUUUCUGAAACCCAAGACCCACAUAGAGCAAGGCGAUGUGGUGAUAUUGUAUCUGAGCGUUAAUUCGAUGCACGCCAUUGAGGCGGUGCCUGAAAUAAUCAACAAAAAGGGCGAGACAAUACCGCACAUCUUCCAGACCAACUUUGGCUCCCUGAAAGUGGAAAAUAUCAUUGGUGCGGAGUAUGGCAGCCGCGUGGAGCUCUCCAGGGGCUGGGCCCACGUCCUGCAGCCGACGCCGGAGCUGUGGACACAAACUCUGCCGCACCGCACGCAGAUUAUAUACACGCCGGAUAUCAGCAUGAUUCUGCACCAACUGGAGGUGCGUCCUGGUGCCGUGGUUAUUGAAUCGGGCACUGGCUCAGGCUCCCUCUCCCACUACUUCCUGCGCGCCCUCAAGCCCACUGGCCACCUGCACACCUUCGAUUUCCACCAAACUCGGGCGGAUCAGGCUCGCGAUGAGUUCCGCCGACACGGACUUGCAGACUUUGUCACCGUCUAUCACCGGGAUGUGUGCAAUCUGGGCUUCACCGAGGAACUGGACGGCCAGGCUGAUGCGGUGUUCUUGGAUCUGCCCGCACCGGAUCUGGCGGUGCCGCAUGCCUUCAAGGCGUUGAAGCUGUCGGGCGGUCGUUUCUGUUCGUUCUCGCCCUGCAUUGAGCAGUCGCAGCGCUGCAUCCAGGAGCUGACGAAGCUGGGCUUCAACGAGAUCGUCUCCAUGGAGGUGCUUCAGCAGGAGAGCGUGGUCAAGACCCGCACUCUGCCCGUCAUUGAUCUGGAGUUCCUUAAGCUGCCCAAGUCCGAUGAGACGACGACGACGACGACGUCAGCAGCAAAUGCCGAGGAGUGUAAAGCGCCCAAAGAGGUGAAGAAGUACCUGACCUCUAGCAAUCCCCAAGUGCUGCCCGGUCACACGGGGUUCCUUACCUUCGCCACGCUGCCACCGAAUAUACCCAAGGCCUGAUGGUGAAUAAAGUUGCAUUUAUUUUUAUUA